CUCCCUUCUCUCGUCUUCUCACCCGUCACCUCGUCGCAUAUUUGUUUUAUACCCAGUUACAGUCUGAUAUAUACGUAUUAUCCGUGAUCUAUUACUUGCGAUAAGUGGUGUGGUUCGAGCCAUGCCGAUGGCGGCCACAUUCCCUUCACAACUUCUCCGUUCGUCUCGAUGCUGCGCAAACCAAUGCACGGGAAUCUCCCGGCAAAUACAAUCGCGAUCGUUUCAUUGUGCCAGCAAAUCAUGUUAUGAACGCAAAUCAUAUAUCCAAUCACCGAGAAAGCGCUCUAAUAGCCAUGCAAGGUCCUUUCAUUCAUCUGCUCCUGCCCAGGCGACCGUCAAAGAUCCUUAUAAUGUCCUUGGGGUGAACAAAAAUGCCUCCGCCUCCGAUAUCAAACGUGCGUACUACGGGCUAGCUAAAAAGUACCAUCCCGAUACAAACAAGGACCCCAGUGCCAAAGACAAGUUUGCGGAGGCCCAGUCCGCCUACGAAAUGUUGUCGGACCCAGAGAAAAAGAAGGCUUAUGACCAAUUCGGAGCGCGAGCAUUUGAUCAGAAUGGCGGCUUUAAUCCUCACGCUGCUGGCGGCGGCCCGUUCGGAGGUGCCUCGGCCGGCGGCUUCCAUGGCUUCGGUGGAUUUGGCGGCGAGGUUAACUUUGAGGACCUCUUUGCGCAUGCGUUUGGCGGCGCAGGCCGGCGUCGAACUUCAAGAGGUUCACCGUUCCAGUCAACCGUGCUUGUCGGUGAAGAUAUCGAAGUUCAAACGAACGUUUCGUUCAUGGAUGCGGCAAAAGGAACCAAAAAAGAUAUUUUUAUCACCCCUCUGGUCAAGUGCAAUUCUUGUCAAGGAGAGGGUUUAAAACCCGGAAGAAAGAGAUCACAAUGCUCCGCCUGUGGAGGAUCAGGAACAACGGUCCAUAUUAUGGGCGGGUUCCAAAUGGCGAGUACCUGCGGAGCCUGUGAUGGCACAGGUAGCUCGAUUCCUAGAGGCGCUGAGUGCUCAAGCUGCCAUGGAAACGGAGUCGUUAGAGAACGACGCACCGUUCAAGUUGAUAUCCCCGGGGGUGUGGAAGAUGGCAUGAGAUUGCGGAUCGCUGGAGAAGGUGACGUGCCACCUGGAGAGCCUGGCACCCGUAAACAACGAGGCGACCUGUUUGUUUUCAUCAGGGUUGCUCCUGACCAAAGGUUCAGCCGAUCCGGUGCCGACGUCCUUUAUACUGCGUCAAUCCCAUUGACGACAGCCCUGCUGGGUGGUGAGGUCACUGUUCCAACGCUUGACGGCGAAGUCAAGGUGAAAGUGGCCACCGGAACUGGUACUGGUGACCAGAUCACUCUAUCUGGAAUGGGAAUGCGGAAACUGGGUGGCCGCCGCGGAGGAAAUGGUGACCUCAAGGUUCAGUUCAAGGUCGCGAUGCCGAAGUAUCUCACUGCAAAUCAACGGACCAUCCUGGAGGUCCUCGCCGAUGAGAUGGGUGAUAAAACCGCUAAGAGGGUCAUGAACGUGAAAGACGACAGAUUCGCUUCCAGCCCCGAUUCAAAGUCCGAAAAGUCGGCUGAUCCUCACAAGGGCGAGGGUUUCCUUAAAGCUGCUUGGCACAAAUUAAUGAACCAGCACCAUAAGCCAACCGAUUCAAGCACCGAGGGCAAGUCCGACGCCAGUCAAAAGAAGGGCUCGAACCAGGACAACUCUGAUAAUCACGACGAGUCCAAGAAGGCUUCGGGCUCCGGUUAAAUCAAUACUACCCGAGCCACUUUUUUGAUUUUGCUUUUGCUUUUGCUCAUAGCGUUCUUGCAUUGCUUGAGUUUCUUCCAUGUAUAUUCUGCUGAAAAAGCCCGUUUCCCUUUUUGGAUCUGCAUACCGGGAAUACAUACAUUCAUGGUUUAACUUAUAGAUUUAGGGAUUUCCUUCCGCUGUAUUAUUAUUUGGCAAGCUCAUCUCCACUUGCUCUGAGGUUGAAUUAAUGUUCAGGUGUUUCGCAUUGAUCCUUGCAGCGGUGCAUGCGCUUAUGUAUGGUAGCCGAAUAGUGCCUUUGGAAAAGAGGAUUUAAUUUGG
Messenger RNA from Coccidioides posadasii C735 delta SOWgp, 2050 nucleotides. RefSeq lists its product as uncharacterized. Gene Ontology annotation, cellular component: cytoplasm. Gene Ontology annotation, biological process: protein refolding; response to heat. Lineage: Eukaryota; Fungi; Ascomycota; Eurotiomycetes; Onygenales; Onygenaceae. Gene Ontology annotation, molecular function: heat shock protein binding; ATP binding. The record is from RefSeq and is a predicted model, not a curated record.